UCCAGGAGUAUCUUCUGAUCUUGCGCCCUUUUUGGUUGGUACUGGACACCGGCUCGCAAUCAUGCUGGGAAACAUCAAGACAAACCUGGCCUAUGCCAGCACCGUCCUGCUGGCGUCCACCGCCCUGGUGUCUGCGCAGUGCACCAUUCCCCGCAGUGGCCUCCGCUGGAAGGACAAUGGCGGCGCGCUCGCUCAGCCAGCCAGCGGUUGGGCUUCUCUAAAGGACUUCACCGUCGUUCCCUACCAGGGCAAGUACCUCGUGUACGGCACCAAGUACCAGAACCCCAACUAUGGGUCCAUGAACUUUGCCCUCGUCUCGAACCUGGGCGAACUUAGCUCGGCUCGCCAGACUGGUAUGAGCGCCGGCACAGUGGCCCCGACCCUGUUCUACUUUGCCCCGAAGAGCAUUUGGAUCCUAGCCUACCAGUGGGGAGCCACUCCGUUCAGCUACAGGACCUCGACCGACCCUACCAACGCCAACGGUUGGUCCCAGGCUUACCCGCUCUUUUCGGGCUCCAUCUCUGGGAGUGACACUGGUCCUAUUGACCAGACGCUGAUUGCUGACAGCACCACCAUGUACCUGUUCUUCUGUGGCGACAAUGGCAAGAUAUACCGCUCAACCAUGCCCCUAGGCAACUUCCCUGGCAACUUCGGCUCGGCCUCGACCAUCAUCAUGAGCGAUACUAAGGAGAAUCUCUUCGAAGCCGUGCAAGUGUACUCAGUCAAGGGGACGGGCACCUACCUCAUGAUCGUCGAGGCCAUGGGUUCAAACGGCCGUUUCUUCCGCUCCUUCACGGCCACUAGCCUCGGCGGGUCCUGGAGCCCUGCCGCGGUCACCCAGAGCGACCCGUUCGCCGGCAAAGCAAACAGCGGUGCCACCUGGACCAACGACAUCAGCCACGGCGACCUGGUGCGCAGCAACGCCGACCAGAGGUUCGAGAUCGACCCCUGCAACCUCAAGUUCCUGUACCAGGGCCGCAACCCCAACGCCGGCGGCGACUACAACGCCCUCCCCUACCGGCCCGGCCUGCUCACCCUUCAGAACCCCGGCGGCAGCCCCGGCACGGGGAAUCCGCCCACGACCACCGCCUCGCCCCCUACGACCACCCCGCCGCCGUCGGGUAGCUGCGCGCCGCUCUAUGGUCAGUGUGGCGGCCAGGAUUGGACCGGAGCAAAGUGCUGCUCUCAGGGAACCUGCAAGGUUUCUAACCAGUGGUACUCUCAAUGCACCUAGGGCACCAACCCUGACUGGGGGGGGAGUGGCGUGAAUGUAGACUAGGAUUUGCUAUCCAGCCCAUUCUUUCCUGGCACGAACAUUGUAUAUAUCUUUCAUUACAAUCAGAUGGAAUACACAACUACGCUUGCAG
Pyricularia grisea is the source of this 1367-nucleotide messenger RNA. RefSeq lists its product as uncharacterized. The record is from RefSeq and is a predicted model, not a curated record. Gene Ontology annotation, biological process: L-arabinose metabolic process. Gene Ontology annotation, molecular function: alpha-L-arabinofuranosidase activity; cellulose binding. The transcript is spliced from 3 exons. NCBI's taxonomy places the organism in Eukaryota, Fungi, Ascomycota, Sordariomycetes, Magnaporthales, Pyriculariaceae. Gene Ontology annotation, cellular component: extracellular region. Bases 62 to 1234 code for a protein of 390 amino acids.